GAUCUCGGAGCGAAAAGAGCCGAAUACAUCCCCAUGCCAGCGCGACAAUUAUGGCGUCCGAGCCUGUCAAUGCCCACGCCGGCAUGAAGCGAUCGCGCUCACCUUCGAAGAAUGCACAUGCGAACAAGAAGCGCAGAGUAGUCCACUCUCUUCACCAUGCGCAAGAUCGGCCGGUAGGCAUCGAACUGGCACCUCAGGAUCCGCUGUUCGCCCAAGGACAGCUUCUCAAGAGCAUAGGGACAGCCUUAGUACUGGCAGGUUUUGAUGGAGUAAAGGCGACCGCGUUGGAGAUGUUUCGAGCGCAGGUGGAGGAAUUCAUGCUCAGCUUCUUGGAACAGACCAGCGCAUCGAUGCAGAAUGGGAGACGGACGAAACCGACAGCGCUGGAUUUCGCGAGGGCCCUUGCCAGCACGAGACCUACACACACAGCUUCACUUCUUGAGCCUCAACUGGAGCUUUCCAUUCCUGCCGAUAUAUCUUGCCCAGUCAUACCUGACCCGGAUCCUGCUCCAAUAUCGCCUCCGGACUUCUUCCACUUGCUCCGACCCCUCAUCACCGAUAGACCGCCAUCCUACAUACCGAGCCAUUUUCCGACUUUGCCUCCCCAACAUGCCUGGAAGCAAACGGCAGUGUUUCCGGAACGCGAGAAAGAUGCGAGGAAGAUGCGCGAGAAGGCUACAGAGGAAGGCAUGCUCGCAGAGAACGCGCUUAGAAGGCUCGCUGCUGCUGCGAAGACUGGCGCCAUGAACGCAGAGAGAAAGAGGCACGAUGCCCUUAGCGGUGUUGGAAAGCUUCGCGACGGGGCUCGCAAUGGAGCACACCGUGGCAGAGCUGGUGUUGGAGAUGCGGAUGACACGUUCGCGGAAGUUCUGGAUGA
Zymoseptoria tritici IPO323 is the source of this 877-nucleotide messenger RNA. RefSeq lists its product as uncharacterized. The record is from RefSeq and is a predicted model, not a curated record. Gene Ontology annotation, molecular function: protein heterodimerization activity. Gene Ontology annotation, cellular component: transcription factor TFIID complex. The annotation marks the transcript as partial. Lineage: Eukaryota; Fungi; Ascomycota; Dothideomycetes; Mycosphaerellales; Mycosphaerellaceae. The transcript has a single exon. Gene Ontology annotation, biological process: transcription initiation at RNA polymerase II promoter.